AUGCGUCAAACGAACACAUCUUGGAACGAUCCGUCUGCAGACGAAUUAGUGCAACGCCAUCGCAUCACUUCAUCCAGCAAUAGUGCCAGUCCCAAAUCUCCACGACGACCUUCUCUUUCGGUAAUGAAACGAGGUAAUAGUAUAGUGAGUAGCAUUGAGAAUUGUUCCUCAACAGUGUGCACAUUCGGUCGUGAUUAUGUUUACUCACUGCAUCAGAAUGUGAAAUCAUCGCUAUUGUACGGUAAAAAUAAUGUUACUGUUGAAUUACCCAAUGAAGGACCACCUUUAAAAGGAUAUCUAUCAUUACACCAAAAUUCACCUGGAAAUGUCACUGUCAAAUGGACACCGAAUCGUUUAAUGCAUUCC
Anisakis simplex (herring worm) is the source of this 366-nucleotide messenger RNA. The record is from the annotation of a GenBank genome assembly. NCBI's taxonomy places the organism in Eukaryota, Metazoa, Nematoda, Chromadorea, Rhabditida, Anisakidae.